Molecule: messenger RNA, 2018 nt
Organism: Caenorhabditis auriculariae
Lineage: Eukaryota; Metazoa; Nematoda; Chromadorea; Rhabditida; Rhabditidae
Source: the annotation of a GenBank genome assembly
AUGCUGAACGUGUCUCGAAGACUGGGCGACAUCGCUAGAAGAACGAUCAGCUCCUCUUGGCCGUCGAUGUCUCCGUCAAACGCCGAAAAGACAAUGGCCGAUCAACUGCGUUGUCGCGUCGAAGGUUGCACUGAAGUUGUCGUCGAAGACGUUUCCAGUUCGUUCAUUUUUCUCGAUCAAAAACCCCUAGUAUUCACAUUAAAAUGUCGCCGUGUUUUCGAAGCGAAAACAGUCGAGGUAUCGAUAGAGAUAUGCAGUAGACAUAAAAGAAAAAAUAAAACUGUAUUUAUUGUUAUUAAUAUCGGGAGUUCAGACGGGUGCGGCUCGAUGUUUAACGUGUUCGUCGAGGCCACUAGCUUCCAAGGCAAAACCAAAGUUCAGCAACACAAAAUCGUUACUGGUUCGUAUUUUGAUUCGCUUUUUGAAUACGAAAGCUUCUUGGUAUAAUUGAACCAAAUUGUAGGUAUUUUGCGGGAACAAAUCAAAGAUAUGCACGGGCUCACGAUAACAACUCAAGUUCCGAAAAAAUAGAAUUCGGUAGGGAAAUUUAAAAAUUUAUAUGUAAUAAAUAUGUCGAUUGCGGUUGAAGAACUUUCAAAGAACAGAAAAAAAUACUCGAAAUUAUUCGUUACAUAAAACUUUACUAUAGCCCGUGUAUAGCCUGUUUAACAAUUUCACGGAACGACAUUCCGCUGUGCCGCUGCGCGCCUUUGCGAACCUUGGUCGCGUUUUAUUUAUUUAUUUAUCUUUAUUAAGGUAAUCUACUUUCAUUUGCUCCCACAGAAAUAAAAAUCAAUUGAAAGCGUGACCUAGAUUCGAAAGACGCUUCGCGACCACACGCAGCGAAACAGCGGAAUGUCGUUCGGUGAAAUUUCAAGUCUUGGCACAGAGACUGAGACGCCGCUAUUUAGUAACCAGGGACAUUGCCUCAACUACAGUAUACCUGUUCGGUUGAGCACUUUUGCCUCAUAUUCCAUAUUUUUUACAGACCAUUGUUUUUAAUCGUUUUUUUUUCCUUUCCCAUAUAUUUGAACGGUUCACUGAUGGCGUUUGCAAUAAUCGCCAUUUUCAGUAAAAGUCAGAAAAAAGAAGCUGUUCUCGGAUAUCUUCCGGCAAACUUAUAUUCACCCUUCAACCACGUUCAAAACAGUUUUAUUAUUAGUUAGUAAUGGUUGAAUUUGAGUGGGUUCAUAUAGUCUGUUCAGAUUUGGAGUGUCAAGUCAUCGCUUAAACAACGACUUUACUCCAGAAGAAUGCGUGUAAAAUUGCGGUGUCCUGUCGAGCAAUGCCAAAAAAAGAGCAAAAGAGAAGAUAACUUUGUGCGGCAUCUUGUAUCAGCACAUAAUGUACAAAAAGCUGGAGGCUAUAAAAAAAUGAAAGACAAGUCAAAAAAAUUGAAUCUUGUAAGACAGGUUAGGAAAGUUCAAUGAGGCAUCCUUACGCUAAUUCAGAAACAUCAUAAUGAGAGUUGCGAAGAGAGAAGAGCCGAACAUCACAAAAACUCUCGCAACACUACAUUCGGAGUUGGUUGACACGAAACAACGUUUUCUUUCUUCUGUUUCUCUCCCGCCUUCAACUGAUUUCCAAGAAAUACUUGUUCGUCGAGAAAAACUACUUAUUCGUGGUGGUAGCGCUCCACGAGACCUUCCGAUUGAUCUGCUCAAGGUAAAAAUUUAAAAAUCCAAUAUAAAAAAUUUUUUCACAAAGGUCGGAAGUAAUCCGUCGAAGAGCUCCGAAACACGCGAAGAAACCUUUUUUUGUGAAAAAUUCGGCGAUCUCGCACUGCGCUAUUUGUUUCAAUGUUUUAUUUCGAAAAAAUUCCUGAACCUAAAAGUUUAUCUCACCAUGGUCAGAAGGAUUGCGGAGAAAGUAACACUGAAAUGAUCGAAUGGCUUAAGUGUACGUUCUGCGCACUUUGGGCCCAUUUGCUGUGUACAGAACAACUGCCUAGAAGGAAGUGUCUUUGCUCAAAUGGCAUCUUCGAAUUCAAUCAAUCAAUUUCGAGCGACAGCGAUUAA